Messenger RNA from Echinostoma caproni, 996 nucleotides. Lineage: Eukaryota; Metazoa; Platyhelminthes; Trematoda; Plagiorchiida; Echinostomatidae. The record is from the annotation of a GenBank genome assembly.
GAACAAGCCAGGCAGUAUCUUGCUCACCUGACCUCGGAAUCAAACCUACGCGAAGAAUUACCCGCUCAAUUUCUCCGUUUAGCCAGGCGUGUGAUAAAUGAACGUCCUCGUUCCGACGCUCGUUGGCGUCACGCCUUCCCCAAUCGAAUUGCCAUCCAUACAGAUGCGCAGGGUACUCUAACUCCGGAAGGAUGUAUCGGCUUUCAGUUUGUCACGUCUGCUCGUUGUGUCGAACCCAUUUUACCACAAUCUCGUUUUGAUAUAAAAACAGAAUCGUUAACUCGAUUGGCGGAGUUGUGGAAGCUCACUAUCAGUACGGUCAACGCACCGCGCAGUGGUGUGAAUGUUUUUAUCCCACUGACUGACGUAUGUAGCAUUUUGGGCUAUUGUCUACCAAGUUCGGAACACCAUCUAGAGUCCGGCGAAGACGGUUCGUCGAUGUCUGCUUUCUCUACACACACCCGUCGAUGGAUGGCUGGGGAAAAGGAGUUACACGAGACGCAUGAACAAGUGCUACCCACUGAACCGAACAUUCAAGACGGCCUGGGCGAGGCGGAGAGAUCAGCAUUAUGUUCGUUUGCGUCUUCAUUGGCUGAUGAAGACAAUAAUGCGAUUGAAUCAUUUGCAACCCGUUUGGUCAAGCAGUUCGAUCCGGAUAAAAUUUUGCGCGCUGCUGAUGACUGUCCCCUCGACAAUAUCGGCACGGAUGCCAGCGUUCACAUUCUGGCCGGUCUAGACGUGGCCGGUGAGCUGGUUGAAUUUACUCGCGGAUUACACGCUAAGCUAUCCCGUGAUCCUGAGGUUCGUCUGCAACCGGUGUUCCAGGCUGUUGCAAUGGAGGCAGGAUUUUCCGCUAACUGUCUGCAAGUAGUUGGACCCCAAGAAGCAGUUAUGCAAACAGUAAGUUCUAAGGCUUUUGCUUUUGAUAGACGGUCCUUCUUAUAUCUUGUCAUAGUUAUGGAUCAUAACCAAAGAGAGAAAGAAACUGUAGUUUGA